CCGCCCAAGCUGGCUCUUGACCCACCUUUCCGUUGACGGAGCCCCAGAGGCGAACAGGUGUCCCCCAAAACGCCAAGAUGCAGCUACGGCUCUGGCUGUUCUUCAGUAUGAAGCUGGCAGCUCUCUGGAGCAGCUCUGCCCUCAUUCAGACCCCUGAGUCCCUGCUGGUUCAAACCAACCAUACUGCAAGAAUAUCCUGUGAGGUUAAAUCCUUCCCUAAGUUAACAACCAUCUACUGGCUGAGAGAGCGCCAGGACCCUACCAAGGACAAAUACUUUGAGUUCCUGGCCUCUUGGAGUUCUUCCAAACGAAUUGAAUAUGGUGAAAAGGAGAAGAAAAAUAUAAUUCCGUCUUCAGAUUCAAGCCGGUCCUUUCUCAGUAUCAUGAAUGUGAAACCAGAGGACAGUGGCUUCUACUUCUGUGCAAUGGUUGGGAGCCCCAUUAUGGUCUUUGGAAGAGGGACGAAGCUGACUGUGGUUGAUGUCUUUCCUACAACUGCCCCAACCAAGAAGACUCUUCCAAAGACGAAGAAGAAACAAUGCCCGUUCCCCCAUCCAAAGACCCACAAGGGCCGGACGUGUAGCCUCAUUCCCCUCAGCCUGCUGGUAGCCUGCACCCUGGUUCUGCUGGUGUCCCUCAGUGUGGCCAUCCACUUUCACUGUUUGCGGAGGAGAGCCCGAAUUCGUUUCAUGAAACAGUUUCACAAAUGAUCAGCACCCACAACACUGAUAGCCUGCUACAAAAGAACUGUAAGUCUAUAAAAGCAAGGUCUGUACUAAUGAGAGACACGGCACAUUCAGCAGUGGAGAGGCCACCCCCUUGCUCAAGCUGCCUGCUUUGAACGGCUGCAAGUUCUGUGUGUGGUCUGGAGUCUCACAGAGAAGGCCCCGGAAUCCAGGCUCACUCACAGAGUGUGCUGAAGAACCAAGAACUCCCACCAUGACACACCAUGUACCCUUCUUGGACUGGGCCUUAGACCCCAGCCUUCUAGCCACCGUCUUUGUUAGUUGCUUUGUAGGGCAGCCUUAUUGGCUCUUUGGCCUCUCAUGGGAGAGAGCUAUUGGGGCAGUUCUGGAGAGGACCGCACACACAGAGAAGCCACCUCAUGAAAAAGGUUUCCUGCAAACAGCUUCUGGGCUCUUGGUGGCCGUCUCACUCUCUCAGGCCUUGCCGUGGGGUUGGGAAGCUGUUGGCUCAGGAGACAGACUUCUACUUCAUCUCCUAGUAGGAGAUUUCUUAAGCUUCACUUCUUCUCUCUCGUGGCUUAUAUAUUUCUUCUCUCACGCUCUGCCCUUUUUAUGAAAAUGUCUUGGCUAUAAAAAUAAAGUCCUGUGAUAAAGA
This is a messenger RNA of Mastomys coucha (southern multimammate mouse), 1341 nucleotides long. It is a transcript of the gene Cd8b, whose product is annotated as CD8b molecule. The coding region runs from base 78 to 710 and encodes 210 amino acids. The transcript has 6 exons. Gene Ontology annotation, cellular component: cell surface. Gene Ontology annotation, biological process: regulation of immune response. The record is from RefSeq and is a predicted model, not a curated record. Gene Ontology annotation, molecular function: coreceptor activity; MHC class I protein binding. NCBI's taxonomy places the organism in Eukaryota, Metazoa, Chordata, Mammalia, Rodentia, Muridae.